Lodderomyces jiufengensis is the source of this 312-nucleotide messenger RNA. It is a transcript of the gene HHF1, whose product is annotated as histone. The transcript has a single exon. NCBI's taxonomy places the organism in Eukaryota, Fungi, Ascomycota, Pichiomycetes, Serinales, Debaryomycetaceae. Gene Ontology annotation, molecular function: protein heterodimerization activity; DNA binding; structural constituent of chromatin. Gene Ontology annotation, cellular component: nucleosome. Gene Ontology annotation, biological process: nucleosome assembly. Bases 1 to 312 code for a protein of 103 amino acids. The record is from RefSeq and is a predicted model, not a curated record.
AUGUCAGGUAGAGGAAAAGGAGGAAAAGGUUUAGGAAAAGGUGGUGCUAAAAGACAUAGAAAAAUUUUAAGAGAUAAUAUUCAAGGUAUUACAAAACCAGCUAUUAGAAGAUUAGCAAGAAGAGGUGGUGUUAAACGUAUUUCUGCUUUAAUUUAUGAAGAAGUUAGAGUUGUUUUAAAACAAUUUUUAGAAAAUGUUAUUAGAGAUGCUGUUACUUAUACUGAACAUGCUAAAAGAAAAACUGUUACUUCAUUAGAUGUAGUUUAUGCAUUGAAAAGACAAGGUAGAACUUUAUAUGGUUUUGGUGGUUAA